AUCAAAACUCAUCUUUUUAAUGAUGUUAUUUGGCCCAACCUCUCCGACGAAGACGGAGGAGCCGGGCUCGUCACCUAUCAGCGUUUGAUUGAAGGUGGCAAUCCCCGCAUGGGUCGUGGGCAUGAGUUGGGCUACUAUCGGGCCUGCAACGGGCUGCUCGUAAAAUGCCUAGGCAUCAGCCAUGGAAAGUGUAUGAGGCGGCACCCGCCGGAUUCCACUAAUCCUAGCCAGUCUAAUCGUGUGAAUUAUGCGCCUGUCCCCGGUGAGAUGGGAGACGCAGGGACGCUGUCUGGGAUGUCCCCAUCAUUUAGCACGGAAACGCAUACGACGAUCGACAGCUCCGCAUUCUUCAUCCGCGAUCAUGCCACGGGCCGGGAGAUUUUAAUCUUUGGUGACGUCGAGCCUGAUUCACUGUCACUCAACCCGCGCAACAAGCAUGUAUGGUACACAGCCGCACCCAAGAUCGUGAAUUCUGAUUUACGCGCAAUCUUCAUCGAAUGUUCCUACAACGAUGGCACGGAGGACUGCGUGCUGUACGGGCACCUUUGUCCACGGCACCUGAUCAAGGAACUGCUCGUGUUAGCGCACCGGGUCUUCGCACUCCGAAAUCCAGAACAGAUCCCCGGAGACAAACGUAAACGACCAAGCACGCCCGACGUGGCGGGAUCUCGGGCGUUUGGCAAGCGAGCGAAGAGUGACGCACAGCAUAGUCUGCAAGGUCACUCGGCGAACCUAGUAACUCGCACAAGAAGUUCAAGCAGACGUCCAUCGAGUGGGAUGGGUCUGGACAGCUUGGAAAUCAGUGGCAAUGAUCCAUCGACGGACAACUUGACAGAGAUUCCCUGGCAGUCAGAAGAUCCGCCCCUCUCUGGUCUGCAUGUAUGGAUCAUGCACAUCAAAGAUGAUAUGACGGAUGGACCGCCCCCAGGAGACCGAAUUCUGCGAGAGCUCCGUGGGCAAGCGGACCAGGUCAGCCUGGGGUGCAAUUUUCGGAUUCCGGACCGUGGAGAAAAUAUCUGGCUAUAGGUGACUGCCACGGGAGGCGACAGACAUGCCUUGACACAUGAUUCAGUCGCUGAUCAUAUUCUCGGGCCGGGUGUGUUUAUUUUGUUCUACCGACUGGACUCAAAAGCCCUUCCUCUCUUACGCACCACACUAUUCAAACCAAAACUCCCUAUCGAUACUCUCACCCUCACCGCAUUUGCAUACAUGUAUCACCAUAGAGGGAGAGGGGGAUUUCACUCAAACAUACAUAACACACAUACAUAGUCAUUGUUAGCUAGGGUUGCACACUGCUAUUGUUCUUACAUUCUCUGGUUGACUGCUGCAGGGCAGCUAGCUGUAUUGAUAGACUGGACAUGACAAGACAAGGUUUAUGAAUCACGUUCU
This is a messenger RNA of Aspergillus campestris IBT 28561, 1389 nucleotides long. RefSeq names its product 3',5'-cyclic-nucleotide phosphodiesterase PDE1 (gene pdeA). The record is from RefSeq and is a predicted model, not a curated record. Bases 109 to 1026 code for a protein of 305 amino acids. Lineage: Eukaryota; Fungi; Ascomycota; Eurotiomycetes; Eurotiales; Aspergillaceae. Gene Ontology annotation, biological process: cGMP catabolic process; negative regulation of glucose mediated signaling pathway; cAMP catabolic process. Gene Ontology annotation, molecular function: 3',5'-cyclic-AMP phosphodiesterase activity; 3',5'-cyclic-GMP phosphodiesterase activity. The transcript has 2 exons.